This is a messenger RNA of Protopolystoma xenopodis, 1016 nucleotides long. Lineage: Eukaryota; Metazoa; Platyhelminthes; Monogenea; Polystomatidea; Polystomatidae. The record is from the annotation of a GenBank genome assembly.
GUUUUAAUACCAUAAUCGAAUAUUGUCUAUUAGACAUACGUUGUCCACUUCCUGAUUUAUUUGAGCAGCAGAAGGAUUAUCACGGCGACUAUGCAAAUGCAUAUAGAAUAUUUCAGAUCACCUUAUCAAACAAUCUCGCCAAGCUACACGUCAUUCAACCCUCAGAAGUGCACAUCGGUGGCUAUUUACAUUCUCUUAACUUGCUCUCUCCCACCUUAGUAGCCCUCUCCAUCGAAGAGGUUGCGGAACUAAUCUCUACGCCCCUUCGCGCUUUGCAGCUGCUUCGUGGAUAUUUAUCCCGCUUAGCGCGCACUGAACUUGCCGUUCACGACAGUCUUCUGGAACUGGCCAAUACCAGCACCUCAUUCUCGCCCAGCGACAACCAUCAAGCCAAACGAGUAGGCGGGCCAUUAACUGCUCGCCUCAUCCCCAUCAAAGUGGGCGGUCGUCGCUUGACUGGUCCGGGAAGGUUGUUCGGUGGAUCAACCCGUAAAGCUAGAAUCUGGGCGGACACUGUUGAUGCCUCUGUCUCAGGCGGAGCCAACUCGGCGCCAUCGGAAGAAACUUCGUCUGGCCAGUUGAACAAAGCUUUCAACACCACUGUUGCCGCCAUCAUCACUGCAGCCUCUUCUUUCUCGUCCUCUUCCAGUGUCACUGCUUCCGCUGGUCAUUCUCGCGAUCAACGCACUACACUUCUGCGUGGUUCAAGUACACAUUCCAAGCUCCAAACCGAUGCCACACAAGUCGGCUUACAGGAUCAGCAGUCAGUAUGGCCAGAGUGUGUGGAAUCGCAAGUGUCCGGCCUCAUUAGGGAAUUGACUGCCGCUGCCUUGGAGCGCAGCACACGAGCUCGUUUGCGUGGCCAGUUCCAUGCACGCGUGUCGUCUGCCCAACUGGACCUUAUUGUCAACUGUUUGGAGCGACUUAGAGCUGCUUAUCUGGACUAUGAGGCUGAGAUUAAAACGAAAAAGAAGCAGGUGAGCCUGAAAAAUGUUACCAACUCCCUCUUCAUAUAA